Messenger RNA from Glarea lozoyensis ATCC 20868, 882 nucleotides. RefSeq lists its product as uncharacterized. Bases 1 to 882 code for a protein of 293 amino acids. Gene Ontology annotation, cellular component: Golgi apparatus; membrane. Lineage: Eukaryota; Fungi; Ascomycota; Leotiomycetes; Helotiales; Helotiaceae. Gene Ontology annotation, biological process: vesicle-mediated transport. The record is from RefSeq and is a predicted model, not a curated record. The transcript is spliced from 3 exons. Gene Ontology annotation, molecular function: small GTPase binding.
AUGUCAGGAGCGGGAUAUGAUGUAGUAGUUGACGUUGAUGAGGAGGGCGACUUAGGCCAUACGGACCUUCAAGAAGACCUCGAAUUUCACUCAUCGAACUUCAACACUGAUCAGGCCAACUCGCGCAAGAUUCCCGGGGGCUCAUCUGGGCUUCCCCCUCCAGUGACUGCCGGGGGAGGUUCUUCGAAACGAUUUCUCUGGACUAUAUCUUUCUACGCGCAGUUCUUCGACGUGGACACGAGCUCUGUGCUGUCUAGAUGCUGGGCAGCUCUGUAUCCUCGAGCGAAUUUUCUCGAUGUGUUGGAAGGAAAUCCAGAUUUAUACGGCCCGGUAUGGAUCGCGACUACCGUAGUCUUCAUACUGUUUCUUGGUGGAACAAUUAGUCAUUAUCUGGCAACUACGGGAAAGGAGCACUUUGUCUAUGACUUUGAAUUGUUAAGUGGCGCUGCUGGUCUAAUUUACGGUUAUACACUGGUCAUCCCAGUCGCGCUCUUCCUGGCUCUUAAAUACUUUGGCAGCGAAUCUGCGAACCUUCUCGAGUGCUGGGCUUUGUACGGAUAUGGCAACCUUAUUUGGAUUCCUGUGGCGCUCAUAUCAUGGUCUCCUCUCACCCUUUUGAACUGGAUAUUUGUUGGAAUUGGAUUUGGGCUCAGCGUAGCCUUCCUCUUGAGGAAUUUAUACCCAGUUUUGAGCGCAACGGACAAGCAAGCUAGUAAGGCGCUAUUGAUAUUGGUGGUGGUUCUUCAUGCCGCACUGUCAAUUGCGAUUAAGUGGCUGUUCUUUGCAAGCGGAAGUGCCAUUAAGCCACCUGCAGAUGAUAAGACCCCUCCAUCGCCAGAGCCAACCGCUCCAGCAGAUUCUACGAAAUUCUUAAGGUUCUGA